AGCUGUCCGACAACCCCGGCGUCCACGAGCCGGGUGAGCCUGAAUUUAAAUACAUCGGGAACAUGCAUGGCAAUGAGGCGGUCGGACGGGAGCUGCUGAUUUUCCUGGCGCAGUACCUGUGCAACGAAUACCAGAAGGGGAAUGAGACAGUGGUCCAGCUGAUCCACAACACGCGGAUCCACAUCAUGCCUUCCCUCAACCCCGACGGCUUUGAGAAGGCAGCAUCCCAGCCCGGGGAGCUCAAGGACUGGUUCGUGGGUCGAAGCAAUGCCCAGGGGAUAGAUCUGAACCGGAACUUUCCUGACCUGGACAGGAUAGCUUAUGUUAAUGAGAAAGAAGGUGGUCCAAAUAAUCAUCUGCUGAAAAACCUGAAGAAAAUUGUGGAUCAAAACACAAAGCUUGCUCCUGAGACCAAGGCUGUCAUUCAUUGGAUUAUGGAUAUUCCUUUUGUGCUCUCGGCCAAUCUGCAUGGAGGAGACCUCGUGGCCAAUUACCCAUAUGAUGAGACGCGGAGUGGCAGUGCCCAUGAGUAUAGCUCCUGCCCCGAUGACGACAUCUUCCAGAGCCUGGCGCGGGCGUACUCGUCCUUUAACCCCCCGAUGUCGGACCCGGACCGGCCCCCGUGUCGCAAGAAUGAUGACGACAGCAGCUUCGUGGAGGGAACCACCAAUGGCGCCGCGUGGUACAGCGUGCCUGGCGGAAUGCAAGACUUCAACUACCUCAGCAGCAACUGCUUUGAGAUCACCGUGGAGCUUAGCUGUGAGAAGUUCCCGCCCGAAGAGACCUUGAAGAGCUACUGGGAGGAUAACAAGAACUCCCUCAUUAGCUACAUCCAGCAGAUACACCGAGGAGUUAAAGGAUUUGUCCGAGACCUUCAAGGUAACCCAAUUGCCAACGCAACCAUCUCCGUGGAAGGAAUAGACCAUGACGUCACAUCCGCCAAGGAUGGUGAUUACUGGCGACUGCUGGUACCUGGAAACUAUAAACUUACAGCCUCUGCACCGGGCUAUCUGGCAGUAACAAAGAAAGUGGCGGUUCCUUAUAGCCCUGCUGUCAGGGUCGAUUUUGAACUGGAGUCAUUUUCUGAAAGGAAAGAAGAGGAGAAGGAAGAAUUGAUGGAAUGGUGGAAAAUGAUGUCAGAAACUCUAAAUUUUUAAAAAAGCUUCUAAUUAGCUGCUUUUAAUCUCUAUAUAAUGUAGUAUGAUAUAAUGUAGUCGUUUUCUUUUAGAUUUUGUGCAGUUCAUAUUUAACAUUGAUUUAUUUUUUACGCAUUUAAAUAUUAAUAGACAUUACAUAAAUAGACUCUUAGGUAAAAAUAUAAGAACUUGGUCUAUAACAUACAUUUUUCCUACAUACAUGACACGGAGGACCAUAAAGAGAUUUCAGUGAUUUUGCCAUUUUAGGCUUAGAUGCAAUAUUUCACAUGUUAUUUACAGUAGAGAACUUUUUAAGUAAUUCUAGCUUUUAAAAAUUAGUGAGGCCUUUUAAUGUAAUCGGUGACAGUAUCACGUAAUGAAUGCCAUUGGAAAGGUCAACAGCUACAGCUUGAGUUGUGAACACAAUAUAUUGCAAGAUUUAAUUAGUCCAGUGUAAAUCGCCAUUUGUCUCUUGUGCUGACCAGCUACAUAAGCAUGAUCUUGUUACUGCAUUCUUGACGGGAAGAAAAUGUAAAUGUUUAGCAAGAGGUUUUACGAAGGGAAUAGAAAUUGACUUCUUGCUUGUUCAUAUGGGGGCACUGCUAUGGUAUUAUUCAGUCUGUUAACACUACUUCGGAGUGUAGGGUUUCUCUUGGUGGUAGAUUGUCCCAGAAUUGCAUUCUGAAUGAAUAAAGGUUAAAAAAAAAUC
Molecule: messenger RNA, 1845 nt
Organism: Vicugna pacos (alpaca)
Lineage: Eukaryota; Metazoa; Chordata; Mammalia; Artiodactyla; Camelidae
Gene: CPE
Product: carboxypeptidase E
Biological process (GO): protein processing; peptide metabolic process
Molecular function (GO): metallocarboxypeptidase activity; zinc ion binding
Source: RefSeq, a predicted model, not a curated record